Hibiscus syriacus is the source of this 2063-nucleotide messenger RNA. Its product is annotated as serine/threonine-protein kinase tricornered-like. Gene Ontology annotation, biological process: intracellular signal transduction; peptidyl-serine phosphorylation. Gene Ontology annotation, molecular function: protein serine/threonine kinase activity; ATP binding. NCBI's taxonomy places the organism in Eukaryota, Viridiplantae, Streptophyta, Magnoliopsida, Malvales, Malvaceae. Bases 247 to 1887 code for a protein of 546 amino acids. The record is from RefSeq and is a predicted model, not a curated record. The transcript is spliced from 14 exons.
UGAUCAAUGGGCGUCAAUUUAUUUUCAAUCUUCUCUUCUCUCUCCUUUCUCUUCAUCUCUAGGGUUUUGCUUCACAAUUCUCUGCAAUUUCAAACCUGACAGCUCAUCUUCUCUUCUGCCCAAUCCUUCUGGGUUCAGUUUUACAGUGAUUUAAUGAAUUUGUUUGUUGGAUGUUUUGAUAAAUAGUGAUGAGCUAAAAUGUACAUCUAGGAUUGCGGCAUUUGUAAGGGUCGUAUUUUUAAACCAAUGGAAACUGCAAGGUGUUGGCUCAACAAGUUGAAAUCUAAAGAUAAGUCACGGCCUUCGAAGAAGAAAGAAGGUGAAGGUAAAGCAAAGGAGGGGUCUAAACCGCCAACAAGUGAAGAGGCGCCAUCAAAUGUCACUAAACAGCGCGUUGCUGCUGCGAAGCAGUAUAUCGAGGACCAUUACAAGAAGCAGAUGAAAAGCCUCCAGGAAAGAAAGGAGAGGCGUGAUAUUCUAGAAAAGAAUUUGGCUGAUGCUGAAGUCUCUGAGGAAGAACAAAACAACUUACUGAAGUAUUUAGAGAAGAAGGAAACAGAAUACAUGCGUCUUCAGAGGCAUAAGAUGGGUGCCGAUGAUUUUGAGCCAUUGACCAUGAUAGGCAAGGGUGCAUUUGGUGAGGUUAGAAUCUGUAAGGAGAAGGCAACUGGUCAUGUUUAUGCCAUGAAGAAGCUUAAGAAGUCCGAAAUGCUUCGUAGAGGCCAGGUUGAACAUGUGAGAGCCGAGAGGAAUCUACUUGCAGAGGUUGACAGUAAUUGCAUUGUCAAAUUAUAUUGCUCCUUCCAAGACGAAGAGUAUCUAUAUCUAAUUAUGGAAUAUUUACCUGGGGGAGACAUGAUGACUUUACUGAUGCGGAAGGAUAUACUAACCGAAGAUGAGGCCAGGUUUUACGUUGGAGAAACUGUCCUGGCGAUUGAAUCGAUUCACAAACAUAAUUAUAUUCAUAGAGACAUCAAGCCUGACAACCUGCUCCUUGAUAAAGACGGUCAUAUGAAAUUAUCGGAUUUUGGAUUAUGUAAACCAUUAGAUUGCAGUAACCUUCAGGAAAAGGACUUUUCCGUGGCAAAUGUCAGUGGAGCUCUUCAAAGUGAUGGUCGACCUGCCCCACCAAAACGCACACAACAGGAGCAACUGCAGCAUUGGCAGAGGAACAGAAGGAUGCUUGCAUAUUCUACGGUUGGCACACCCGACUAUAUUGCUCCAGAGGUUUUGCUGAAAAAAGGAUACGGAAUGGAAUGCGAUUGGUGGUCUCUUGGUGCUAUCAUGUAUGAAAUGCUUGUUGGAUAUCCACCCUUUUAUUCUGAUGAGCCAAUGUCGACCUGUCGGAAGAUAGUAAAUUGGAGAACUCACUUAAAAUUUCCCGAAGAAGCAAAACUAUCCCCGGAAGCUAAAGAUCUUAUCAGUAAACUCUUAUGUAAUGUCGAGCAAAGGCUAGGAACGAAGGGUGCCAAUGAAAUUAAGGCACACCCAUGGUUCAAAGGUGUUGAAUGGGACAAAUUAUAUCAAAUGAAAGCUGCAUUUAUUCCUGAAGUCAACGAUGAGUUGGACACGCAAAAUUUCGAGAAGUUUGAAGAGGCUGACAACCAUAUUCCAUCUGCAGCAAAAUCGGGUCCAUGGAGAAAGAUGCUUUCAUCCAAGGAUAUAAACUUUGUGGGUUACACAUACAAGAAUUUUGAAAUUGUAAAUGACAAUCAGUUACCAGGCAUCGCCGAGCUAAAGAAGAAGAGCUCGAAACCCAAGAGACCCUCCAUCAAAUCCCUUUUCAAGGAUGAGUCUGCUGCGGCUGCAAGUCAACCUGUUCAAGGGAGCUUCGUAAACAUCUUGCCACCUCAACAUGAAGCCCCCAAAGAACAUUAUAGAAAAUGACCCGACACGAUUACGUGGUGCCGUUGGAUUACCGAUAAAGCUAAUAUUUACUUGGUGAGUAGCUUUUGUUUCUACCACAUCUUACAUUUCAAGUUCUCAUUGGAAAGUUUUUAAGAGUAAACAUAGUGAGCUGACAUUAUGAGGUCUGUUCUUGAAUCAGCUAGGUGAUUGUUCUU